This is a messenger RNA of Mycosarcoma maydis (corn smut), 378 nucleotides long. RefSeq lists its product as uncharacterized. The record is from RefSeq and is a predicted model, not a curated record. Lineage: Eukaryota; Fungi; Basidiomycota; Ustilaginomycetes; Ustilaginales. The transcript is spliced from 2 exons. Bases 1 to 378 code for a protein of 125 amino acids.
AUGGUUUCUAACAAGGCGAAGAGACAUGCAAGGGCAACAUUUUGCACGCCGGCACCAUACCAAAUUCCUGGUUCAGACGGCAGCGGAAGCAUCGUACAGCCGAUAGUGGCGUUGUGGAUGCAUACCGUUGCCGCCAGCCUACAUCCAUCAGAUGGUGCCUUCUACGCCGUGGCGUUCCCGACCAUCGAUCAAGUGACGCUUCACCGAGGCAAUGUCGAUGCAGAGUCGAACGAAUUACAAACAGCAUCCACUUUUCGUGGUUCAGGAGACCAAGAUCGCUGCAAGGAGUCGCCCUGCGUUACGAGCACCUUGUCUCACAGUACAGCAGGAGCAGAGGCAGAAUUAGAAGCAGAAGCAGAAACAGGAGCAGGAGCAUGA